Molecule: messenger RNA, 1199 nt
Organism: Cuscuta europaea
Lineage: Eukaryota; Viridiplantae; Streptophyta; Magnoliopsida; Solanales; Convolvulaceae
Source: the annotation of a GenBank genome assembly
CUUCACUAUCUAUUAAAAAGUGGGAGUACUUAUUAUCAGUAUGCACGGCCCAACUUGAGAAAAGGAGGCCUUCACCAGAAAUCUUCUUUAGGAGAUCCCUGAAUAUAUAAAUAAGCGCAGCAGCGACGCAGGGGUAAGCUGGACAGCGACUCAGCGAGCGGCAGACCAGGACACAAAGUCCGUUCGAAGCUCUUCAAUAGCUAAAUAUAGACCGGUGAUUUUCUUCAGCGUGAGUCAUCAGAGAUUGAGCGCAACGAUUAAUACUCUUGCACAAUUCUGAUCCCUGAGCUAGAGCACCACUAGAAUUGGGCAAAAUAUCAGCAUCAUGGAUGUCAUCUCCCAUUCAGAAAACAAAGAGAAGGGCACCGUAUGGACGAAUUCAAAGCGGAACUUGAACAUAACAAGAAGCGCAGAAAGUGAUAAUAUUCCUCAAGGAGUUCAGCUUGAAGGAUGUCUAAAAAAGAGGUGCCAUGAUGAUGAUCCUCUGGAAGCGAGAGAAUCGUCCCAUUUAGAGAGGCCUUGUAUUAUGCCACUUCUACCCCUCUGCGGCUCGAAGACAUCAGUAACCUUGAGUGGAACAGCUUCUAAAGGAGCAACCGGACCGCCUAUCGGAACCUUGGACAUUGGUCUCAGCAUACCUGCAUACUACUUCCGUAUUGCUCUACCUGGAGUUAAAAAGGACCUUGGUGAGUUCAGCUGUGAAAUUGAACGUGAAGGGAAGGUCCAUAUCCGUGGGGUGACUUCGACCAGUGAAAAUAUAUUGUCAAGGCAUUCUCGGCUGUUUGAAAUGAAAUUUCAGGAGCAGUGCCCUCCUGGGGCUUUCACUAUGUCUUUUAGCUUGCCCGGGCCGGUUGAUCCAAGGUUAAUUGCACCCAACUUCAGAUCUGAUGGCAUUUUUGAAGCUGUUGUUAUGAAAUACGAAGCAUAACAAACCCACAUUCUAGGUCGUUGAUGGCCAGUGUUAUCAUGAACGAACUAGAUCGAUGGGUAGAUAAUGUGCUUUUUUGCUCAUCACCGUGGGAACAUGAGUUGCUGUGAACUUUGAUGAGUUUUUUCUUAAAUUGUUACUAUGGUAAAAUCAUGGAUAAAAAUUGACUAAAGUUACUAUGAGUACAUUUAUAGUUACUUUGAUGUUAGAUUUAAAUAUAAUUGUAGCCAUUAAUGAUUACUAAAAUCGUUUUUUAUCCACUGCUUAUUUU